CCAGACCUCCAACAGAAACCAAUAGUAAAAUGGGGACACUGUUGUUCCUUACUGCUAAUUUAUUUACAAUAUUUUUUUAGGGUUUUAAAACAUUUUUUAUAAACCCCGAAUAGCAUUAAAAAGGAAAACGAAGAAAUUCCCAUUCUCUCUAUCUUCUCUUUAGGUUUUAAUGCUGUAAGCUGGUAAACCUUCUUAUCCUCAUGCAUGCUAUAAAAGGUGGGUGGGUUGGGCAAACAUUUGCCCUAGCUAAGUGCAAUGAGUCCGGAGGGAAGAAGACUCGGGUUCGGCGUUCAAAGGAGGAAAGGAAGUCAAUGGUUGAAUCUUUUAUAAAGAAGUAUCAAGAAUCAAACAAUGGGAAUUUUCCAUCUCUUAACCUCACCCACAAGGAAGUUGGUGGGUCUUUCUACAUAAUACGGGAGAUUGUGCGAGAGAUAAUUCAAGAAAAUAGAGUGUUGGGUCCUGCUAAGUUGACUGAAGGGGAACAUGACAUUGAUCGGUUCUUGCAACAAAAUCCACUGGGUUCCAUUUCAACUCCACCCGAACCUCUUCUGUCCGAACAAUCAAAUGGAAGUUCUUUUGUUCCUAGUCAUCAUGAGGAUGAAAGUGAUGAAUCGGUUAUGAUUACUAAUGGGAAUUCUAUGGAAUCUGAAAAUAAAGAGUUUGGCAGUGAAAAAAUUAUUAAUGGGAAUCUUGUUGAUGUGACAAAUGGAACUGAUAAAGCAGCACUUGUAGAAGUGCAAGUAAUUGAACCUCCUGAAAGUGAUAAAAGUAAAAAGGAAACAUAUGUAUUCACAUCUAAAGUCAUUCAAGUAGAAGCAGAUAUAGUAGUAGAGACGUUUCCCUUGCGGCCUGUUGCUAAGCCAACUGAUAGCAUCGAUGGAAUUUCUAGCGAAGUUGGGAAAUUAAAUGAAAAUUUGGAUAAAACGGAAAAUGGGAAGCUGAAUGUGAGUCAAGAAAAUGGUAGUUUUAAGUUGGAUGGUAUGAAUUCCUCUGAGGUUUCUGUGUUGACAGAUGAUGGUAAAGAAGUAGAAAACAAUGUGGAUUUGUUGUUGGAAAAGAAUUCCAAUUUAACAGAUAAGAAAAUGGUGGAAAGCAUUUCAGAUCCGUUAUCAGAAAGCUCAGAAUGCUCUACUGGGGGAACUGCUAAGCUUGGUACUCCCAAUGGUGCAGCAUUAGAGGUCUCUCGAACUGAUACUUUAAUGUCGGAUACAAAUGAACAAAGCAAAGCAAUUGUUGGAGAGGCAAUAAAUGUUUCAAAUGGUGUCCACCCAAAAAAUCAUGGCACUUAUGAGUCAACAUCGGAGAGGGCCGUUGCAGUUGAAAGUAAAGUUGACGCGCAGCAUGUCAACUCAAAGAAAGGAAGCAGUAAAACAUUAGACCGAAUUAAUCUUGAAUCAUGGGAAGGGACAUCGAAAAGCAGUGCAGAAUCUGAAACUAACCCCCUUUGGACUAUCUUUAAAUCCUUUGUUACCGCCUGUAUAAACUUCUGGUCUGAGUAACAGUUCGCGGGAGAGUGAUACAUAUUUUAUUAGGGAAUUAGUAACUACUAGAGCGUGUUGUUCUUUUCUUUUGUGUUAGCCUAUUAAAUGUUUGCACCAUACUAAGUACUGUUUACGACAUUACAAGAGUUCUGGGGGUAUAUCGGUGGCUCAUGGACUGAACUAGAUAUGGCAUCUAGUGAUAAUAGUUUAGUGCAAUGUUCCUUCGGUCUAUUGGAAUACAAUGGUGCUAUUUUGUGAACAGAAUUAGCUUGAAUUUCAAAUGCAAUUAAAGGUGAUAUGUUUUGUA
Gossypium raimondii (Peruvian cotton) is the source of this 1788-nucleotide messenger RNA. RefSeq lists its product as uncharacterized. The record is from RefSeq and is a predicted model, not a curated record. The coding region runs from base 201 to 1499 and encodes 432 amino acids. The transcript is spliced from 5 exons. NCBI's taxonomy places the organism in Eukaryota, Viridiplantae, Streptophyta, Magnoliopsida, Malvales, Malvaceae.